Messenger RNA from Porites lobata, 5720 nucleotides. The record is from the annotation of a GenBank genome assembly. NCBI's taxonomy places the organism in Eukaryota, Metazoa, Cnidaria, Anthozoa, Scleractinia, Poritidae.
AUGAUGAGAAGUUAAAACUGAAAAAAAGGCCGAUAACAAGCAGGCAACAAACUCAGGAAGUUCCACGGUAGCAUUCAUACAGUCAACUCUCUCGUAAGCGAGACCACCCUUAGUGCACGACAAAGUGGUCUCUUACGGGAGGUUGUCGUCUACAGAAUAAUAAAAAAAAAUCAAGAAAAUGAGCUCAAACUGAACUGAUUAAGGAGAAUACAUGAAGUUACCUCACAAGCUACAACUUAGGUAAACAGACAACUUGCAAUAACGUUUCACUUAAUAGCUCUUGGAACUACUCAACACAACUUACAAUUGAUGCAAAUAUUUUGCGUCAAUGUUACAAUCCACCUUUUCCCCUACAGAUCGUAUUACAGUCGUCUUUUUUGUAAGUAGACUUUUGUAAUCUGUCAGCACGCUUGGACAGUGCUUUUUAAAAACUGAGCUUUUGUAACACUCAAGUAAUGAUUUUCUUACAAUCAUACGAGAUCAUGCCGGGUGGUGAAAACAGCCGUUUCUCCUUGCUCCCCGUCGCUGAGGACGUUUCGCCAGGAGGAACGUCUGCGACUCAGCGACAGAAAUUCCGUACUGAUGACGUAGAAUCUGUCCGGAAUCUGGUCAGGAGCUCUGAUUGGUGGACGUGGUAGUUAUAUUGUUUUACCUACUGUUUCUGAAUUACAGACUAAAGACAAAAGGCCACAAAGGUCAAAUGUAAACGUGAUGAACCAUUACAAAAAAGUCAAUAUUCUUAGAAUAUUAGACUUUCAAAAAAGUCCUUCAUCGGAUUCCAUAUGCUCGCGGUCGGCCGCUUGGCGGCCAAACAAGGCUCGCUUCGCUCGCCACGAGGUCGACUUGUAGUAAGUCUACACAAACGCCUGCUCAGCCGGAAACAGCAUUCCUUUCCCAUUGUUUUAUUUGCGUGGUAAGUGACCAAUAAACAGUUGUGCAAUAAAGUGUUGACAGGCUAAACGAGACUUAAACGUGACCCUACAGUUGCCGUUUUCCUUCUUUUCUUUCCUUCGUUAAGGUUAUGAAGUGCAUGGAGUAUUCUAAAAUUUGAUCAAACCUUGUUUUUGCCGCUGUGAAUCUAACAUUUAUUGGAGGUUAGAAAGUUUUUCCAGUGUUUCAUGCAGAUCGAGUAAUUAUCAGAUUACCUUGCGGUCAAGGUCAACUUUCCAGAAUUUGGAAAGUACAAUGUGAUUGGCUAAGCAUGGGAAAGGAAUGUUGUCUUCGGUUGAGCAGGCGUUUGUGGGGAGGGAUGAAAAACGAGCUCCCCUAAAAACGCCUGCGUGGGAGGCUAGGCUGGAGCUCAUUUGCAAAAGAACACAAAACGUUACCAUAAUCGACCAAGAGAAACAAAAAUCAAACAAAUUUACAUUUGGAACUCCAAGACUAUACCAGAUUUAUUAUGUAAACAUUGAUUUACGACAUCAGUAUGGAAUAAAAGUCGCUGAGUCGCAGACGUUCCUCCGGGCGAAACGUCCCAAGCGGCGAGGAGCAAGGUGAAACGGCUGAAUUCGCAGGAUAGCUGGGUGGCCGCUAGCCUUCCACGCAGGCGUUUUUAGGGGAGCUCGUCUUUCAUCCCUCCCCUCAAACGUUGUUUGUGGGGAGGGUCAGUGACCGCUUAAGGGAAACAUAAAACAAAAGAAUACGUCGAAUAUUUGCCGUUUAAAAAAUGGUCCGGUCGUUUAAGGCUGAUCAAUGUUAUUUAAUCGCCUAAAAAGGGAUUUUAUCCUUGUCCGAUAGCUAUAACAUUUUCACCACUAACUGACUUUGGAUUGAAGUUUGUCAAAAAAAGCAAAAACAAAAAACAACAUCAACAGCUACCUUAGGAGUCACUACGAACAAAAAAAUGUCUUGUUACUUUUUUUUUAUGUUGUACUUAACAUAUGCUGUUGCGCAUUAUCUAAAACAUCACCAAACAUGAUUUUCAUAUCACGGGCCGCUUAAUUUUUUUUUGCGCAAAAAAUGACACCUGCAUACCCUCAAGCAAACAAGACAGCGAAUUAACAUGGUAGAGUGGCCGGUCUGAUGUUCUAUGAUAAGAUUAAACUAGUAGUUUCCAGUGGAAAGUAAAGUGUUGCGAAUAAAGCAUGGCAUUUCAAUUAAUUUGCAUCAGUUGCAGUUUAUUUCGAUUGUUGAUAUUUGACAUUAACCGUGUCACAUACUGUGCAUGUAAUGCUACACGACACGAAGGCGAUCGAUAAAAACUGAACUUUGAACCGAAAUAAGUGUUUAUAUCAAGCUUCAUUGCAUAAAAGUCACGAGUAAGAAUAAAUCAGGGUAUUAUAAGUUAAGAGCACGCGAGCGUUGAAGAGAGUGAAAGAGUGAAUUUCCAAUCGAGUUUAAUAUUAAAUUAAAACUGGUUCAUAAACCUUCGUUAGGGUAUCAAAUCAUUUUCAAUCUUUGCUUUCGUCGUGUAUAAAACGUUUUACUACCAAGGGAAAACAAACCUUGUCACUUUGAAGAAAAACUCUUAAUAACUAAAGCAAUUUAUCGAUUAAAUUAAUACAACAAAGCCUAGCUGAAAACAAAUUUAGUUAAAACACCGACUUUAUUUACCGUAGAGUUCCAGGAAUUGCUUGAAAUAUUCUGAGAAACGUAUCGCUUCAAUUCAUGGGAAUUUUUUACCUCCACUUGCAUUCAUACUCUUCGCAUGCAAAAACGUGGCUUUCUAUCCGAAAAACAGGAUUUCGCAAGCGCUUAAAGUUUUCCACAUCACACUUUAUUCGUGUUCUUUUGUUUUCUUUCUGAAUCGAUUGACUGCGAAUGAAAGAUCGCAGACUUCGAAGGCCGUACUUGAAAUCGAGGCAGAUGCGGUGAUAUACAUGCAUACAUACAUACUUAGUAUACAGGUAUUUUGAGAAAGGUUGUCGGAUAAAGUGCACGUGACAACCCCGAAAGGCAUUGUGGGUUGUUUUUGAGUUCACCGUUUUUCAAGGAAAUUUGAAAGAAUGGCAGGAGAGGCCAUGGACAUAUGUCUGUGAGUGCUAAAGGACAGCAACAAAAGUAUUGAUCAUAUCCCAUACUACCUUUCGGGAUUGUCGCGUGCACAUUUUUUCCGACAACCUCUCUCGAAAUAGCUGUAUACACACUCAGUCACCUUGGUGAUUUAAGCAAUCUGAUUAGUUGGCUAUCUCGGACUGUUCAACAACAUUCACCUCCUAGGAAGUGCAUAAUGUAUGAGCUCGGUGUUUUUCCCUUUUUUUAGAGAAUGAUCUUUUAAAAGUCGACAGAACCCUUGGGUUGACUUUUUUAAAGGCAAGAAAAGACUUCGAAGGAUUCAAAACGGCGCUUUUCCAUUUACUGUAGCUGAGUUUUGGGCUCGAUAGAUUGUUUACAACUCCCGUUUGUUCGCGUAGAAGAGGCCGUUUCGUGAACUCAGCGUUUCCUAACAAGAAAAAUUUGGCCCAAAAAUCGAAGUAUAUUCAUGACAAACAAAUUUGAAAGCAAAUGUUCACAGAAAUUAUAUGUUUCAAGUUAAUAGGAAAAAGAAUGCUAUAGGAAGACGAUGUCUUACCUCGAGCAACCGAGCCGCUAUUUUUGUCAGCACUCCAUGCGAAGAGCGGCACAACAAACCUUUUUGACUAUAAACUUGGCGAGUCAACAGAAAACAACAAAGCUCUACUUUUAGUUUCUUCUCAGAUAAGGAAACAAUUCAAAAGUUUAACGGUUUCAUUUAAGCCAUGACGCUGUUUGCGAAAUAAUAAACUUGUGAUUUGUCAUGUCUGAAAAUUCUGCAAAGAUCUAUUUUAAAUCUUUUGCGUGAUUUGAUCCGUCAAUCAAAUCGUACUUUUUAAUGGGUUUCCUCUCUGGUUUUGUUGAGAUUACUUCGUGUGUAUAUACUAGACUGACAAUUAUUCUUUUCAAUCUCGGUGAAUAGUGGCUUUAGGAACUGAUAUUCAGCCACUGUUCACCUCGAUUUCAAAGAAUAAUUUUUAAAUAUUUGCCUUCCUGAUACGCUUCCACUGCAGGUGUGACUAUAUGAUAUUGGCAGGUUUUCAUCAAGGAAAAUAUAUUCAAAUAGCAGAAAAUGACGGUAGAACACUUGUCUGUCCACUUGCUUUGGGCAAAAAAACUGAGCUUUUGUGUCGAUUCUUCAACUCGAAAAGCCAAAUUGGGUGACAAUUCUUUCCCCUUCGCUUAAACGUCAGCUUACAUCGAGGUAAGUUUCACAAACGUGACUAACAUAGUUUGUCCAUUACGACGAUUUGGCUGAGCUUUCAACGUCAUUCGUCAUUCGCAUGACUACUUAGACAACUAAAGAAAGUUCUGUAAUGAAAGAAACUCAAGAUGUCCAUUCAUCAUACGUCGCAAUCGCAGUCCUCAACGGUCUCCUAUGUUUUACCGCUAUAUUCCUGAACAGUGUCACCAUUAAGGCCUUAAGAAAAGCUUUGCCGCUACCAAAACAGCUAAAAACAUUACUCCUGAGCCUGACUGUUUCGGAUCUAGGAGUUGGCUUACUUGUCCAUCCUCUGCACAUUGCAUUGAUCAUAAUGGACUUGAAACAAAUUUCUUACAACGGACACGCUUAUGAUGCCACGCAAUACGCGUUUCUUGUUGCGGCAAAUUUACUUAUUCAUGCUUCACUUUUUGGUGUGAUAGCACUUGGCGCAGACAGAUUUUUGGCCAUUCAUCUUCACCUUAGAUACCAGGAACUUGCGACUCACAGGCUAGUAGUCGGUUCAGUGAUUUUAAUAUGGAUUUCUAGCGCAGCUAUUUCUUUACCAAGGCCAUGGGCUGCUAGGCAAAUUAUUUACAUUGCCUUCGCCAUCACCGACAGUUUAUGUCUUGUUAUUGCGGCGCUGCUUUACUGUAAGUUGUAUGUAACCGCGAAACGCCAUACAAAGCAGAUUACAACACAGCGAGGGCAAGACCUUGGAAGGAAAAAGGAACUUUUGCGAAAUGCUGCAACGUUAACUAAAUCUUCAACCGGAACACUCUUUGUCUACUUGGCGUUGCUGGUUUGUUAUUUACCAAAUGCAUGUCUUUUAGUGAUGUAUUCAAUCCUUGGGCAAAAUGCCACCAUAAAGACAAUGCAACUUUACACUGUGACCCUACUGUUUCUGAAUUCCUCUUUGAAUCCUCUCAUUUAUUGCUGGAAGAUGAGACACAUUCGGCAGGCUGUUAUGGACAUAUUACGAAAUAUAAUGAGAAAGUCUUAACUGGCAAGAAUUAUAACCGAGGAUGUGUCCUUCACAUAAAUGCAGUGACAUUUCUUGAUCUUAGAUACCAAUUAGAACAUAAAAUUAGACGUUAUCCGUUUGAAGAGGAAAAAGAAACAAUCAAACAAGAAAGAAGAAAAAACAAGACAAAACCAAGACAAGACAAAAGUGCACUAACCCUAGAAGCAUUCUUUCCAGCCAGCAAAUCCCGAACUUCGUUGUUGUAAAUUUCGCAUACGGACAUUUCAAGCGAGUAGCUCUCAUCUGGAUUCUCACGCUCACUGAUGAGUCUAUGAAUAAAAAUAGUCAAUUAAUAGACGGUGUAUUUAUCAGGUUUUAUAAAAUCAUAGAAUAAUCCGGCAGAUAAUCUAUCACUGCAACUGAAAGAACUGUAUUUUAUAAUCUCUUUAGGACGUAAAAUGUUCUUCAAAGUUCUUAUUUUAGGGCAGGAAGUCGUACGACCUACAUUAAAUUUACCGCUAAAAAAAGCAAGUGAUGAACAAGUGUUUAGAAGUUUAAUGGCGUUACAGUAGUUACACUUGAAAUGCAAGCGAAUGGUGCUAC